Molecule: messenger RNA, 795 nt
Organism: Notodromas monacha
Lineage: Eukaryota; Metazoa; Arthropoda; Ostracoda; Podocopida; Cyprididae
Source: the annotation of a GenBank genome assembly
UACGUGAUAGACGGUUCGCCGAAGCCCGGCAAAGUGGCGGAAAUGCGACGGAAAGGAAACAAUCGUUUGGUGCCGUUUCCGACGACGGUGCCGCCGCCGCCGAACGCCGCCUUGGACGGCUACGAGUCGGCGUCUCCUCGACUGAGUCCAGAGCCGUUGCAAUUGCGGACUUCCGUGGGCGGCAAUUUCGUGUUUCCCGGGGAGUCCCUCGUUUCUCCUGUCGACUACGCCAAAGUGAGAUACCAACAUGCCCAGGAGCAAGACCGACUGCGGGUGGAAUCUGUGAGAACGUCUCGGGCUCUGAGUCCGAAUUCCUUGAACCUGGUGUCCGAAACCAGAUCCAGGUUCGAGACGAAAGAACCCAGUCCCGUUCAUCCGAGUGAUGUCUGGACGAUUCACGACGGGCCAACGGCUGAAUCCACUUCGCAAAUGGCCGAGUGGUUUCGGCGGAAAGCCGCGAGGAAAGGGAAUCUGCCGCAUCCGGAGUUGACAGAGCAGCAGAGACAACAUAUCAAAGAGCGGUCCAUGUCGCCGACCACGUAUUACAAUGCCGCGGGUGUGCCAAUUCGACCCUUUCUAACCAGAGGCUCGGUCGCAGAGCGUGUGCUAAUUUUUGAAAAGUGUCCCACCGAGGUCAGAGACAGAACCGGCGCUGGAAGUCUGGGAACGUGGAGAACGAACGAGGUUCAAAGCAGAGCACAGGGGGACGAGUACACGGUCAACACCGGGUGGCCCGGUGUUGACCACGUAACUCGUGUUCAUAUUCUAAUGGCCACCAGGAAGUUGUUUAACUAG